This is a messenger RNA of Sclerotinia sclerotiorum 1980 UF-70, 804 nucleotides long. RefSeq lists its product with no specific name. NCBI's taxonomy places the organism in Eukaryota, Fungi, Ascomycota, Leotiomycetes, Helotiales, Sclerotiniaceae. Gene Ontology annotation, molecular function: oxidoreductase activity, acting on the CH-OH group of donors, NAD or NADP as acceptor. The transcript is spliced from 6 exons. The record is from RefSeq and is a predicted model, not a curated record. The coding region runs from base 1 to 804 and encodes 267 amino acids.
AUGGGUACGAGUACGAGAGUCGGUAUGGGGAUAAAUCCAGGAAUGAGGAUAUCUCUCAGAAGACAAACGAAAAAUCACCUCACGUGUAAUUUUCGAGGUGGAAAUCAUGCGGUUUUGAGUACGGGUAUGAGAUCUGCAAAUUCCGGGUGUACCUUCUUGCGAUCCAGAGGUUUCUCUACACGAUCUUCCCUCCUCUCUGAUUCUGCAUCUGCAUCUGCACCUGGAUCGUCAUCAGUUUUCUCGAAAAUUACUAAUGCGCCGACGAUAAAACCAUCGGUGUUGGCGAAUAAAACGAUUCUUGUAACGGGUGCUUCGAGGGGGAUUGGAAGGGCUAUUGCGUUGAGGUUUGCGUGGGAGGGGGGGAGAUUGGUUUUGGUGGGGAGGAAUAGGGAGGGAGUUGGAGAGGUUGGGGGUGGAGAUUGGGGAGAUGUGGGGAAGAGGGAAUUUUGGGAAGAGGAGUUUGGGAGGGGGAAGAGGGCGGAUGGACAGCCCAAGCCCAAAAUCGACAUCCUCAUCAACGCAGCAGGUCUAACGCAUGCCUCCCCACUCAUAACCACUUCUCCCUCUCUAAUUGAAAAUAUCCUUCAAACGAAUUUAAUGGGUACGAUAUGGGGAUGUAAAGUUAUUGGGAAAGAUAUGUUGAGCCGGAGGGAAGGCGGAAGAGGCAGCGCCGCAUACGCAGCCAGUAAAGCCGGUGUUCUCGGGCUCACCCGCGCUCUAGCAGCCGAAAUGGGUUCUGCAGGUAUAAGAGUCAAUGCGAUUGUGCCUGGGUAUGUUGAGACGGAUAUGACGAGGGUCAGUUGA